AUGAGGUACUCGUGGAAUGAGAAGGUGAAAUUCAAAUGGGAGCAGGUAUACAGCAACACGAUCGACCUCAUGGCGGAUUUGGCUGUGCUGGGUUGGAACAGUGAGCUCCGAACUUUCCCUGUGACGGUUUUUGCUGGGCGGCGCUUUACCACACAGAUUGUAGUAGACACUCUACUGCCCCCGCUUCAGAUAAAGUACCUCGUUUGGGGUCUCUAUCAAACAGGUCUCCAAAUAGGCCGAGGCAAGCACGCUAGGCUUCAAGCGGAUAUGGUACUGCAGGGUCGACCGCUUGGGUUCUUUACCUACGAUACGAGAAGAUACGAAACAAAAUUGCCCGGGCUGUCCGGGUACCCGACCAAUAGCACGCUUCUUUUGAAUGGCGAUAAUCCUGUGAACUACACCUCGAUCGCCGCUUCAAGUCAAAAAUCCGAUCUGCAACUGUCACCGAGUAGUAUUUUGACAGUAGACCACGGCACAGCGUUCGACCCUGACGACACGAAGUUGAAGAUCUACUACGAAUUUGACGGCGUGAAAAUCUCGUCUAGUCAGAUCUUUACCGCCUACCUGGAUGCCCUGGCCACUGCGGCGGUACACGGUCAUGACGAAACAGACGCUGCAAUCAUUGCCUACAGCGAGGACCGUCACACGUCAAUCAACGUACGCAGGGAUAUCUCAUGCACGAGUUUUACCUGGGGCAUACUCAUACGGGCUUUGUUCACGGUUUGGGAGUACGGCACCUUGGGGUAUGCUACGUUGAGGGAUAAAAGGUGGGAGGGAUUGUCCUUUACGAUCGAUUACGAUGGUAAGCCAGCUGGUGAGGGCUUAAUUUUGUAUAAUCCGAGGCCACCACACGAAUUAGCAACUUCGAGGUGA
This is a messenger RNA of Letharia lupina, 873 nucleotides long. RefSeq lists its product as uncharacterized. The transcript has a single exon. The coding region runs from base 1 to 873 and encodes 290 amino acids. The record is from RefSeq and is a predicted model, not a curated record. Lineage: Eukaryota; Fungi; Ascomycota; Lecanoromycetes; Lecanorales; Parmeliaceae.